UCGGAAUGGCCAAACUGUUGCUGCCCGAAACACAGAAGGCUCCGCUUGCAAGCGCGAACGCCAAGCCGCUCGUCAGCUCUGAGAACACGGUAUUCGAGGCUGGCUCCAAUGGCGUGAUUGGGGCGCUACCCAAAGUGGCGCACAUCGUGGUCGCCUUGAUCGUGUACACCGCUGUACUGCACAUGGCCGACGCCGUCUUCGGGAGCAUGCUCCUGGCUUUGGGAUUUGCUGUGCGUCUAAAGGAGCUGCUGGGGAUCCUCUUCUCGCCGGUAUCGUUCGCCUUCGGUUUGACAGGCCGCGACGCUGUGCAAGUGGGCUACCUGCUGGCGGUGCACACGAUAGGCAGCGAAGUCCUCGCCUUCAUCGAGCUCAACAAGAUGAACGCGGCUGGCGCCAUAUCGAAGCGUGCAGGCGUGCUGUCCACGUAUGCGCUCUGCAGCUCCUCAUGCCUGGGCCAAGUGCCAGCCGUGACCAGCGUGCUCAACGACAUGGCGCCACAGAACCGCAUCGCCGACAUCCAGAGCGUCUGCUGGAGGGCGCUCUUCACCGGAUGUCUGAGCACCUGGCUGAACACUUGCAUAGCAGGCUGCUUGGUCACAGACUGAGUGAGAGGUCGAAGAAGAAACCGCGUGUGGCGAGCAGACCCCACAAUUACUGAAGCUGUUGUUGUUUGACACGCAUGAUCUUUGGACUCGUGCAACACUCUGCUACAAAGCGAGAGACAAGCGGUCAUCUCGCGUUAUUUUCUCCUUGAUUGUUCGUGUAUUUUAUUAUUGUGCUGCUAUUUUGCGAACUUUUUUAUACGCGCUAUCGAAAGACCGAAACGCAAA
Dermacentor silvarum is the source of this 830-nucleotide messenger RNA. RefSeq names its product sodium/nucleoside cotransporter 1-like. Gene Ontology annotation, molecular function: nucleoside:sodium symporter activity. Gene Ontology annotation, cellular component: membrane. The coding region runs from base 6 to 605 and encodes 199 amino acids. Gene Ontology annotation, biological process: nucleoside transmembrane transport. Lineage: Eukaryota; Metazoa; Arthropoda; Arachnida; Ixodida; Ixodidae. The transcript has 5 exons. The record is from RefSeq and is a predicted model, not a curated record.